AUGGUAGGUCUGUUGUUUUUAAAGAAAAGAUUGCCUGUUGUUGUUGUUGUUGUUCACCAUCACCUAUUUAUUUAUUUAUUUAUUUAUUUAUUUAUUUAUUUAUUUUUGAUAGAUAGAUAGAUAGAUUGAUUGAUUGUUACAUACAUACCCUACCUUUCCUCCAAGGAGCUCAAGGUAGCAUAUGAUUCUCCCUCUUCCCUUUUUAGCCUCACAACAACCCUGUGAGGUAGGAAAGAAUGAGAGACAGUGACUGGCCCAUGGUCAGCCAGUGAGCUUCAUGGCCCAGUAGAGCAAGGAUAGGCAAACUCGGCCCUCCAUACGUUUUGGGACUACAACUCCCAUCAUACCUAGCUAUCAGGAUCAGUGGUCGGGGUGAUGAGAAUUAUAGUCUCAAAACAUCUGGAGGUCCUAGUUUGCCUACGCCUGAAGAGAUGUGAACCCCAGUCUCCCAUGUCCUGGUCUGUUACUCUUACUAUCUAAAGGGUAUAACAGCAGGGGUUUUAAUGAGAUCAAAAGCAAAUAUUUUUGCUUUGAUAAUAAGUAAACUUUCCAAAGCCUGAACAUUGAAGAACUCUGGAUAAGUUUCCAUGGGAUAUCACAGUUCAGGGGGACUAACUAUUCCUUUUGAGCACAACACAGUGUAUGGUAGAUAUUGACCCACUACUUUUCCAGGGCAAUUUAUGAAGCUCAGUGUGACCUGCUGGGCCUCGCUACUGGCAAAGGCCACCAAAUAAAUAUAUCGCAGAACAGGGCUGCCAAAUAUUUUAUGGGGAGGGGGGCAAAGGGACCUCAGCCCUUAAGAGCUGGCUCCUAUGUUACAGAAUGUUUCUCUGAAAUUGCAGAUGGUAAAGAAGCUAUAUUUGGGGCAGCUUGCUUACCUUGACUGAUCGUUUCAUCACAGAACCUAAGCUUGAAAUCCCCUGAUCUGGAGAGAUACCCUUCUCUCCAUCUAUCUGACUCAGUGGUGUAUCAUUUGACAGAGGAACAAACCACUACAUGUAAGCUGUGCUGUGUUGCUGCAAAAGAUGAUUAAUCAUCUCAGAUGCAAGCAAAUUGGCUACAUCUCUGUUAAUUGGGCUGUGGCGUUUCUGUUGGCUACAAGUGACAGAAAAUGGAUAAAAUCUAUGUCUUGAUUCAACAUAGGCUCUCACCCGAACACAUAUUUACACGGUUCAUUAUCCUGAGAUAAUAGGCCCCUUAACUCACUUCAGUCUCUGAUCUGUUUACACAACCUGCAGGUUAAUCAAAAGCUGAAGGAAGUAGAAGGGAAGGGAAGGAAGGCCUGGAUAAUGAGAUGUCCUUGACUUCUCUGGUACCGCAAAAAUGUCUUGGUCAUCAUCUCAGGCAUUAUUUAGAUUUAUAGUUCAUCAGACCCAAAGGGGUCAAUGCAAGUAACAUUAUUUAGAGAGAGAAAGAAAAUGGUGUGAUUUCAUGUGCAGAUGAGACAAUAAAAGAAACCUUAGAUUGGCCCUGAACAUUGGUUACAAAUGAACACAGCAACAUAGGAAACUGGCUGAUUCAAAGUGAAAUAAUUGGGUCCUUCUAGCUCAGUGAUGACUAGCACUGACUGACAGAGGCUCUCCAGGAUUUGAGGAAGGAGUUAUUCUCUCAACCCUACCUGGAGAAACCAGGGAUUGAACCUAGGACUUUCUGUGUGUAAAGAAGAUGCUCAACCACAGAGCUAUGGUACUAAAUAUUAAACCUUGCAGAAGAAAAAGAUGGCUAGGAAAGACCCUUGUGAUUACCACCCACCCACAUGGUUGCUGCAUUGACUUCACGUAUCAGCCUCCCCAAAUCUUAAGCUUUUCACUUGAGGCUAGAGUGGCCAGAAAGGGGACAUGCAUCACCAAAAGAGAGGACAAAAGAGGGCAGGUGUUUCCAUAAAAUUUGCAUAUGCUAAUUUAUAUGUAUAUAUGCAAAUGUAGAAAUAAUUACUAGAAAACAGAAAAACAAUAAAUCUUGCAAUAUCCAGAAGCUAAUGGGGGAUAGGCAGGUUCAAGGCCCCUCCUGCUUUCUCUUCAUAAUGAUUCUUAAUCUUUAAGCCAGGCUUGGACCAAACAGCCCCUCAGAUAGAAGGACCAUCAUCCUUCCAAGCUGAAGUUCUUUUCUGAAUACCUUCCUUAUUUAUUUAGGAUAUUUAUUGCCUGCUCUUCAUCACAGAAGAAAUGGCCAAGACAAUUUAGCAAAGUCACCAAUAAAAGCUACAAAACAAUAAAUAAUAACCAUACACAAUGCAGCCAUCAGAAUCAGCAGAACUCAGUAAGUCAAGAGGCUCACACAAAGGUCCAGGGAAACAGGAAAUCCUUCCUUAAUGGAGGUAUGUUGUGUACUGUGGUACCUUGGGUUACAUACGCUUCAGGUUACAUACGCUUCAGGUUACAGCCUCUGCUAACCCAGAAAUAGUGCUUCAGGUUAAGAACUUUGCUUCAGGAUGAGAACAGAAAUUGUGGUCCGGCAGCGUGGCAGCAGCAGAAGGUCCCAUUAGCUAAAGUGGUGCUUCAGGUUAAGAACAGUUUCAGGUUAAGAACGGACCUCCGGAACGAAUUAAGUACUUAACUUGAGGUACCACUGUAUCUCCAACAGGAGAGAAACUUUUCUGCAGUGGCUUCCCCAGUCUAAAUGGCCUCCCCAAAGAGACAGGACAUAACGGCUGACAUUACCAUUUUUCCUCCACCAGGUUAAGGCAUUUCUAUUUGCCCAGGCAAAUAGAAGGGAAUGAAUCCUACUGUCCAAAGGCAAGAGGAACAUCUCAUUGUCAUGCUCGCUUUUGCAUCUAGCCCCACCCACUCCUUACAUGCAGCCCCCAGAAGGCUCCCACUGGAAAAUGCGGUCCUCAGACUAAAAAAGUGUUAUCUACUGCUGCUCUAAGGUAUCGUACCAUUGGCCCUGAGAAAUAUUGGAAAAUUGAGAGAAAACAAUUUCCUCUUAGCUCACAAAAAAAUGAGAGGCCGGCACCAACGCUUGCUAGCCUGUAACACUCUUCAGUAUCUCUACUGCACUCAGUUUAAAUUAAGUCCCCAUUCAAAAUAUUUCCCUGUCCUAUUUGCCUAUAACACUAGUAACAGUUGUUAGCAUCUGUCUGUCCUGAGAGACAACGGAGUGCACCUGCAGGAGCGAAAUCGAACCGCUGUGUUAGCAGCACCAAAGUGACCUUCCUGGGAUGCAAGCCUGGGCAGCGUGUAUGGUGGUCCUGGGCUGCCCAGACAACAAGACCACUGUUGCAGAUUUGGUCCAAAGGAAAGCAGAGCAAUAUGUUUGGAACCAGCUUGGCUGCAGGAGUUGCUGGAAGGAGGGAUGCAAGGUGCCAUCCAAUUGUCUUAGGGGCUCCAGAUUUGUGUAGGGUUUACCCCUUAGCCUUUUCUUCUCUGGAAGAUAUCUUGCAAGGCAGCAGAGGUUUAGGAUCAGAGUUUCCUUCUCCUAGAUGGCUUCCUUCCCAGGUUGGCAAGCCCCAUCUGUCCCUCACUUCCCUCUACAGCAUGUGUAGACACUGUCUUAUUGGCUGUUGGACCCACUAUUGGUCUUGAACGCUCUAUCCACCGGAGACUAUCUUCACAUGCAGGGGAAGUCACUGAGGGUUUAAGACCCAUUGGUUACCCUAGCAAUUACCCUAGUAACAAACACUACAGCAUUCCUAGCAUCACAUGGUGUACAACCUAGCCAAGAGCAACCACUUUUAAACUGGUUUGUUUUUAGUGCAGAAAGGUCCGUGCUUAGUGGUAGAGCAUCUCCCUUGUAUGCAGAAAGUCCCUGGUUCAAUCCUCAGCAUCUCCAGGUAUCCUCAACCUAAACCCUGGAGAGCGGCUGCCAGUCAGUGUAGGCAAUAUUGAACUAGAUGAGCCAAUGGUCUGACUUGGUAUAAAAAUGAUAUUUAUUGAAAGUUUAAAAAAUUACAAAAAAAAGAAAAAAGACAACAAUAAAAAAGAAAAAAGAAAAAAAAACAUAGAAAAGCAAUACAACAGUACAGCAAAAAGAAACAAAGAAAAAACUAAAACACACAUCCAAUAUUCCAUAUCUUUACCUUUCCUUUACUUGUUUCAUCGACCUCCUCACACCUCCCUUUUUUUGUAUUCUAGUUCAAUUCACUAUUUCAGCAAAUUCUUCCCAUCUUUCUCAAUUUUUAUUCUAUAAUUUAUCUUAACGGUCUAACCUUAUUUUUUUUCAUUUUAACCCGUUAUCAAUCAACUUUUACUUAAUUCUUUGUUACAUUUCUACUAAAACCUUAUAGCUUCAUUCCAGCAUCCUUCUAACACUCAUUAAUUUUACAAUGUUUCUGUAAGUAUACUUUAAAUUUUUUCCAUUCUUCUUCCACCGACUCUUCUCCCUGGUCUCGGAUUCUGCCAGUCAUUUCUGCCAGUUCCAUGUAGUCCAUCAGCUUCAUCUGCCAUUCUUCCCUGGUGGGUAGAUCUUGUGUCUUCCAAUACUUUGCAAUAAGUAUUCUUGCUGCUGUUGUAGCGUACAUAAAGAAAGUUCUAUCCUUCUUUGGCACCAGUUGGCCGACCAUGCCCAGGAGAAAGGCCUCUGGUUUCUUCAGGAAGGUAUAUUUAAAUACCUUUUUCAUUUCAUUAUAGAUCAUCUCCCAGAAUGCCUUAAUCUUUGGGCAUGUCCACCAAAGGUGAAAGAAUGUACCUUCAGUUACAUUACAUUUCCAACAUUUGUUAUCGGGCAAAUGAUAGAUUUUUGCAAACUUGACUGGUGUUAUGUACCACCUAUAAAUCAUUUUCAUUAAAUUCUCUUUUAAGGCAUUACAUGCCGUAAACUUCAUACCAGUGGUCCAUAACUGUUCCCAGUCGGCCAUCAUAAUAUUAUGUCCAACAUCUUGUGCCCAUUUAAUCAUAGCAGAUUUCACCAUUUCAUCUUGAGUAUUCCAUUUCAACAGCAAGUUAUACAUUCUUGACAAAUUCUUAACUUUAGGGUCUAACAAUUCUGUUUCCAAGUUUGAUUUUUCCACCUGGAAGCCUAGUUUUUUAUCCAAGUUAUUGAGGCAUCAGAUCAAGGCCUGCAUUUUAAAAUGAGCUUAAAAAAUAUAUUUGCAAAUGUUUGUAUGUUUCAUGCCAGAGAUAAAGCAGCUGGCUGAGUACUUUGGCAGAUGCUUAUCUUCUUGAUCAAGGCCCCCCCCCCCGAUCUAUAGCAGUGCCUCAGGGUUGUAAAAGGAAAUUACAGGCUGGGAGCAAAAGGUCAUAUUGACCAUACAAAUUACAGAACACAAGCUGCAAAAACACAAUUAAGAGUUGGUAAAUAGUGAGAUUUAUUGUUUAACAGAAAAUAAUACUAGGUGCCUCCCAUUAGACUUGAGCCACAUAUUCCUAAGGUUAAAGGGCAAGAGCUAAUAGAAACAGCAGCUGGCUUGAAAGGGGGGUGUAAAUUUAAGAGGUUGCUUUUGGAAACUGUUUUUACUAAGUUCCUUUCCUUCUAAAAAGCUAUAUAUGUUAUGUAUGAAAUAUAUUGGCUUAAAUGUAAUUAUGCAAAGGAUUUAGAAAGUAAGAAAUGUUAGAUUCUUAUGUUAGAUUCUUAUUUCAUUGAUGGUGUGUGAGAAGGUGAACCCAAGAUCUCUGUUUAAGAUAAAAAUUAAAACCAUUAGCCAUCUGUUUUGGAGUGAAUAGGGCAAUAGGGCAAUAGGGCAAUAGGGCAAAGAUGAUCUGAUAAUUAAGGUGCCUGGUCGAGGCAAAUGUAAGAUAUAUGGCUACUUGUCUGCCAUUUAUGGAUAGAAGGAAAUAUAGCUCUUUGUCUCCCAUAAAAAGUAAUAGGAAAUGGGUGUAUCUUUUAUGAUUGGUUCUAGCAAACAGCCAAUAGGAAUUUCAACCAGGCUGAUUGGACAGAGGCAGCCAAAGGAGGAGCAAGGGGGCUGGGCUGAGGAAAUAUAAGUGCUGGCCAUCAGGGCUGGAGUGGGCAGAGCUUUGGUAUCCAUAUACCACUGUGUCUCUCAUUUAUUUGUCUGACAAAUAAAUUAUUAUUUUAAUUUCUCUAUUGCUGCGUUGAAUAUUUCAUUCCAGCUAAGCGUUAACCACAAGCAGGGUGCUACAUUAUAUGCCUCCAUUAUUUGAUAAUAAUGGAGCCAAUCUCGUACUCUGUUUUUUAAUUUUUCAAAGCUCUGCAGUUUUAAUCUGUCACCCUCUUGUUCCAAAAUUUCCCAAUACUUCGGCCAUUUGGCCUCCAUAUUGAGUUUUUUCUGAGCCUUUGCUUCCAUUGGUGACAACCAUCUUGGGGUUUUAUUUUCUAACAAAUCCUUAUAUCUUAUCCAGACAUUAAACAGUGCUUUUCUUACUGGUCUGACUUGGUAUAAAGCAGCUUCCUAUGUUCCUAAUUUGUCCACUGUGAUCCAUGAGACCUCAGCCAUCAUGGCAAACAUUUUUGGGUUAUUUUGUUGCCCGGUCACCACUAAUCCAUGUAGCCGUUCUGGUUUUCUGUUAACAUUCAUCUCUGAAUUGGUCCAUAAGAAGUUAAUUUGACACCAUCUGCCAUUCUUCCUGGUGUCUUCUGUGCUGUGAGUAAUUUAAUUUGUUCUGUUCUCUGUUUCCCCCACAUUUUUCAAAGCAAGCUAUUUGUUCCAGAAUUUCAAAGUGCAACAAUGCAUCUGUAACAAUUUAUAGAACUCUGCCAUGCAAAACUGACCUUCUCAGAAGCUUCUAUUGGAGUUACCCAAUAAUUCCCUCCCCUAUGAAAAUCAAUUACUUUUGAAGUUACUUGUGCUUACUUCUGAAAUUUAAACCAACCAUCCCUUCAAUUCAUGUCAUAUAAUAGAUACCAAAAUUAUUGCAGGCAUCAAACAAAGCAAUUUCAGACAGUAGCAGGAGAAUGGCAAAUGUUACAGAAAGAAGAAAGAGCAUUGAAAAGUAUUUCAAGAGCACUAAGCAAAAUGUUUUAGAAGUUCCUACAAGGAUGUAUUUGGACAGAAGGCUUCCUGAGAACCCAGCGGAUGCUGCUCUGAACUUCAUAGGUAUGCAUGGUGAUACAUACAACCUAGGAAGCUGUUGCAUCCCCCACAGUGGCUUCUUAGCAGUUCCAGAAUAAACCUUUUGUCCUUUAUAACUCUCUACAGCCUUGUUGACAUCCCUGGUCUUAGCCUUUGCUCUUUGUAUCACCCUAAACUCACAAAGCUAUUCUGAUUUGUCUCAACGCUUUGUCAGGGGACGGGUCAUAGUGCAGUGCUAAAGGGCGUGGAAAAAACAUCCAUGUUUGGUCUCUGCCAUCUCCAGGUAGGGCUCGAAAACCACAUUGAUCAAUGGUCUGAUUCAGUAUAAGGCAGCUUUCUAUGUAUUUUCCUAGGACUCCAUCAUUUCUCUCUUGCUGUCCACGAUCCUCAGAACUCAUUCCCCACAACACCUAUCUGACAACACCUCUCUUUUACUUCAAAUCCCUGAUUAAGGCCCACCUUUUCUGUGAGGGUUUGACUUAAGAUUAUUAUUAUUAUUAUUAUUAAUCUUGCUGUGCUUCCGGAAGGAGCUCAGGGCAGCAAACAGUUCCACAAUUUUAAAACGAAAACAUUCUAGAACAGUUAAAACAUUCCAAAAACAAUGAAAGUUAAGAACAACCAAGAGCAGUCACAGUAUAAAGCAUUUUAAAAGGCAUUGAUUGCAGUAAAAAGUAUUAUUUCAUCCUGUGAUCCUGGAGUUGUACUCCAAAUGCCUGGGUAAAAAACAGGAAUGUUUUCAAAUUCCUCCUGAGAGUUAAUUAUGAUGGAGACAGACAGGCCACACUAGAGAGGGUCUUUCACAAAUGGAGAGCCACCACUGAAAAGGCCCUGCUAUAGGUCAGCUUCAACCAGAGAGCUCCCAGUGGCAGCGGCACCAACAAGGCCUCACCAGCCAACUGUAGGGUCUGAGGUGGCUGUAUUUAGUCCUCAGCUGCAACUGAAAUUAAGCCUAGGUGUGUGCAAGUGCAUCUGCUUGCAAAUGACUACCUUGUGAGCACUGCCUCUAUAUUCCCUCAGUUAGAUACUAAACUGUCAGGGGAUGGGAACUCCUUUUUUCCUUAGUGACUCCACAGUGUAAAGUGCCAUGCACAGUCAUGGUGCAAUACACAAACACAACAUUUUAAACUGGGCUUCCCAAAUUUAUUUGUCCCUCACGCUCAAGCGACUAAAAUGACAAGAGAAAACACACAUGCCCACAGUCACCAUAUUAUGUUCACAUAAGUCUCACAGGGGCCAUGACAUGUUAGAUAGCUUGGAGAAACAGAAAUUUCCUGAGUAGGGUACAAGGCUGGCAGAAAAGACAGGGACUUUGCCACAAGGUGGAGCUUCCACCACAAUUCUGCAAAGUGGAAUGUAUUCCAAAAGAGCAAAGUGUCUGCAACAUAGUCCACAGAUCUUGCAACAGUUGUGACUUCUUACCAUUUCGUUAUGUCGUGAGCUUUUGUGCACACAGUGGGAAGAAGUUUUAAGUUACGGCACUAUUUAUUCUCUUAGAGCUUGUGCAGUUUUAAGGGAUGCUUUAAUCACAGCGAAGGCCAACCAGGUCCUUCACUUAAUGAGCAUUUGUGACCUGCUUCAAACUCUGGUUAAGAAUUCUGACUAAUAUGAAUGGAUACUGGAUAAGCAGGGAACCUGGCUUGUUCACUGGGAUGUGCCAACAUAUCCCUUAACCACAGUUAUGGUGGGAGAAGAAAUUCACACUGGUGAGGGUCUGGAUGGACAGUAUGUCUGUGAUCUUGCAGCUCUGGGUUCCAUUGAUGGAAGAAAGGUCAGAUAUAAAUUUAAGAAAAUAAAUAAAAAUAUGUAGUGAAGGAAAUCAGCCCUGAGUGCUCACUGGAAGGACAGAUCCUGAAGCUGAAACUCCAAUACUUUGGCCACCUCAUGAGAAGAGAAGACUCCCUGGAAAAGACCCUGAUGUUGGGAAAGAUGGAGGGCACAAGGAGAAGGGGACGACAGAGGACAAGAUGGUUGGAUAGUGUUCUCGAAGCUACCAGCAUGAGUUUGACCAAACUGCGGGAGGCAGUGGAAGACAGGAGUGCCUGGCGUGCUCUGGUCCAUGGGGUCACGAAGAGUCGGACACGACUAAACGACUAAACAACAAGUGAAGGAAACUCCCUCAAAACUUUGCCAUCAUCCCUUACCACUUAUGAGAUGGUACUGAAUCGGAUCUGCAAUGAAUUCUUCCUACUGCCCUCCCAAAAAUGCAUUGCUGUUUUUUCUACAUCUGUCUGUGUUUUAUCUGGAAGGUAGUCUACAGAUCUUGGGUUUAGGUUGUGUGGUAGAAUGAGGUUGUUUCACAUGUAUCUCUCAUAGUUAUGAAUUGAGUACAGUAAGUACAAUGAAAUAGUUAUAUUUCCUCAGGAUUUUUCCUUAUAAGUGAUGUAUGUACAGGGAAGCAUAGUUUCUAGUUGUGCAUGAAGUAUUGAAUACUGGUCAUAAAAAGAUGGCGGCACAAGUAAUGUUGCUUAAGGCUUUAUAUGGAGGUAUUAAUGCAAAAGAGAAAGGAUCUCAAACUCAAUGCGACCUUGUAUCAGUUUCAAGGUUGUCAACAUCACUUGCUGUGUUAUACAAUAUCCAUUGUCCUUAUAAAACAAUAAAAAGGACACCACAAAGAUUUCUGCAUUAUUCUUAUUAGCAUGGUUAUGUUUUGGAAUGUAAUUAGUUUUCGUGUAACAUUUUCCACGACAUUGAAAGAAUGGGAUGUUUUACUCCAAUGGUCUCUUUGGUCUUGAUUUGAAAAGCACAUUAUUCUGUUUACAGCUUGUUCCCUUUUAAAGGACACUGAUGAAUGGCUUUUGUGUGACCCACCAUAGGCCCAUUCAGAUUAACGUUUAACUAGAAAAUGCCUGUUCAAGUAAAAAAGGACAAAAAUCUUCACUUUCAUAUCAAUAAAAAGUAAGGCAAAAAAAUUAUAUUAAAAGGAAAAACCCUGGAAGCUACAGGCAGUAUUGGAUAAAAGAGUGAACUUUGUUUUACACCAUACUCAUUCACGACACACAGCAAAUUACAGCAGAUGAAAGCUAUUUGCCAUUGACUGGGUGAUGAAAGUUCAGCUCUGACUUUGCUGAAAAGUGAAGUCCGGCCACUGAUGUGACACAUGCAGCUUUCUCCAGGCUUUUGCAGCUUGCGUGGCAGAUGUGCCUACUAGCAAACUGCAAGGUACUUCUGCUUCAGUUUUUUCCUGGCCAACCAAGCUAUGUUUCCUUUUCUCCCAGCUACAUCUGUACUAUGGUCUGGGUGCCAUAUUUUAAGAAGGACAUUACCAAACUCGAGUUUUUCUGGAAGAGGCUUGCCAGGAUUGGGUAUGUGUAUUGGGUAUUGAGGGACACGGGUGGCGCUGUGGGUUAAACCACAGAGCCUAGGGCUUGCCGAUCAGAAGGUCGGCAGUUCGAAUCCCCGCAACGGGGUGAGCUCCCAUUGCUCAGUCCCUGCUCCUGCCAACCUAGCAGUUCGAAAGCACGUCAAAGUGCAAGUAGAUAAAUAGGUACUGCUUCAGCAGGAAGGUAAACGGCGUUUCUGUGCGCUGCUCUGGUUCGCCAGACGUCAUGCUGGCCACAUGACCCAGAAGCUGUACACUGGCUCCCUCGGCCAAUAAAGCGAGAUGAGCGCCACAACCCCAGAGUCGGCCACCACUGGACCAAAUGGUCAGGGGUCCCUUUACCUUUCUUUUAUGUGUGGAGUCCAAAGCAGAACAAUGGAAAGGACGGGUAUGCUUAAGCAGGGGAAGAGUAAGGGGAGACAUAAUAGCAGUUUCCAGGUAUCUGAAGGGCUGUCAAUUAAAGCACACUGCUACCCUGCAAAUAAUCCUGGGCUUUAAAAGUGUCCAGGUCAGGCUUGGGCUUCAUUGGUUAACUGUCAGCUUGGCCUUGCCUAUCAGGCUCUUAUCUGUCUAGACUGUAAUUCCAAUGCCAGCUGAUCACCAUUAGGUUUCAGUACCACAGUUUCAUGUCUCCAGCUGACUCCAAGGCUGCCUAUGAGCCAGCAUCACAACACCUGUGUUUGAGACCAGGCCUGUAAGUGCACAUCAUAACAAGGACCGGAGCAGAUGACAGGCCCAUUUUAUGCUUCAGAUGGAGAUUUAAAAGCCUAUGUGAGAUGGCAACUCUCUCUCAUGCUUCGGACAGGCUGGUCACCCCCUCUUUUUGUUCAUUUGUUUAAGAGCUACAUUUACAUUUAAGCAUUACCAAUGACUGCACAAAGUAUGCCUUAGUGAGGAGCAAUAAGAGGAGCAUUUAGGAGCAGAGCAGAGCUCUGUAUAUAGUGCUAUAAAGAUAAUAGCUAUUCUUAUAGAACUACAGCUCCAUCCUAACCAUGCCUAUUCACAAGUGAGUCUUCGUCAAUGGGGCUUACUCCCACGUAAGUAAGGUUAGGACUGCAGCCUUUGGGAUCUGCCAAAUCUACACAACUCUAUUAUGUUCAGCAUUAAGGGAUGGGCAUUAAAACAGUUAAGGGGCAGAAACGGCUCGAGAGAGUUUGGUAAGGAAUAAGUUGCUCCCUUGUUCUCUUUUGCAUGGCGAGUUCCCGCCCCCCACCAGGAUAAAUAAAGACACAAGACACCAUAAUUUAAGGUUAAAUGGGCGAAUUAGGCCACAACUUUAUUGAAUUCAGGAAUGAGAGGCAUUGGCUUAGGCAUUGGUCCUAACGACUAUCCGGCUCCAGCCCAUUUGCUGGAGACACGGGAAGGGUUAACACCAUAGUGGGGGAGUCUCCUGCUGAGGCACGUCAACUAGGAGCUCCCCCGGGUCACCGCUCGGGGGCGUGCCUUUGGCCCACACCUCCAUAGGCUUCGGACAGGGCCACGCCCCCCGGAGUCCUUUAUCGGACCACCCUUCGUUCACUGGGGGGAGGUGAUGGCGUUCCUCCCCCCCCCACAUCCUCUUAACCCCUUCUUGCCAAUGCCUAACUGCCAAUGCCGAGGAGUUGUGACAAGUUGCUACGAGGUAGGCGAAAAACCAAAUGGCUGUAAAUUGCCAAUUGGGAAAAAUUCCUACCAUGCCCCUUGCGGCGACAGACCGAAGUCCAUAGCAAAGUCAGAGACCUACCUAAAGCCUACCUAAAGGGAGGGUGGGAAAACGUGGGGGCUAGCCGGCGAGAAGAGGGCGAGCCCUGUCCACGCUGGCCCUAAAUAGGGCAGGCCACGCCCCCCCAGCCAGCCGAUUGGCUGGCUGGGGGGGACGACACGGCCGGUAUUCCCUUGCUCUCGUGGGGGCUGAAACCAGCCCCCGCUCACUUGAGGGUGGGCGUGAAGCCCGCAACCCCACCUCCUGGGCAGGCCGGAAGUGGCUUUGCGUGGCGAGUUCCCGCCCCCCACCAGGAUAAAUAAAGACACAAGACACCAUAAUUUAAGGUUAAAUGGGCGAAUUAGGCCACAACUUUAUUGAAUUCAGGAAUGAGAGGCAUUGGCUUAGGCAUUGGUCCUAUUGACUAUCCGGCUCCAGCCCAUUUGCUGGAGACACGGGAAGGGUUAACACCAUAGUGGGGGAGUCUCCUGCUGAGGCACGUCAACUAGGAGCUCCCCCGGGUCACCGCUCGGGGGCGUGCCUUUGGCCCACACCUCCAUAGGCUUCAGACAGGGCCACGCCCCCCGGAGUCCUUUAUCGGACCACCCUUCGUUCACUGGGGGGAGGUGAUGGUGUCCCCCCCCCACAUCCUCUUAACCCCUUCUUACCAAUGCCUAACCGCCAGGGAUCUGCCAAAUCUACACAACUCUAUUAUGUUCAGCAUUAAGGGAUGGGCAUUAAAACAGUUAAGGGGCAGAAACGGCUCGAGAGAGUUUGGUAAGGAAUAAGUUGCUCCCUUGUUCUCUUUUCCUUUCAUAGCUAGUGCUUUUGUUUCCAGGACAGGAUGCAAGCCUUUCCACCUUUUAUUACAACCUGCUGCUGCAUCAGUCUUAAACAAUAGGCUUUAAAAGGCGUAACUUCUCAUUCCUAACGGUUCUAACUGUCAAACACACAGAGAGAGACUGCUUUGACACCAGGCACUGCAUAUAUUUAAAAGCUGGCAACAAAUUCGUAUUACGCUCCAGUUGCCAAUCAGGCAGAGGAUCUGCUUUGUCUAUUUCACAGGAACGAAGAGUGAUGUUAUUUUGGCAAGGCAUUUCAGGAUUUAUGCCAGGAGAACCGUCAUCAAGUAAGAUAACAUAUAUAAGCAGCCUCAAAAGCAGCCAGUGUUCAAGGCCAUCAACACCAAGGCUAUGAGCACAUUGUCGGCUUACAACACAGCUAGGUUGUUCUUUUUCUCAAUUUGGAUCAAAGCUGGUUUGGGGAAAAAUUCAUCAAAGCGCAAUGUUUCAUAAGAAACGACAGGAUAGGUGUGGAUCGUGGCUAAUAUCACGUGUACACCAAUUCCCAAACUGAGAGCACUAGGAUGCAGAGUAAACACAGUUGUGUACACAGCCCAAGACACUAUGAGUGCCACUUGCAGCUGCUCAAACUGCUGCCUGUUUGAUUUACUCAUCAAGUGCCUUUUGCACUUGUGUUUAACUUUGAAAUACAGGUGGAGCCAGAAGUCUAGGAACAGAACUCUAGACUUAGUGGUCACCUGUCCUCAGCGGUGUAGCUAGUCACUUGGGUGCCUGGUGUGGGGGCGUGUCCUGCAGCUGGGGGCGGGAUGAGCCGCCCAUGGGGGCGGGGCGAUCCAUGCCCAUGGGGGUGGGGUGAGCCUCUCUGCCGCCUCCCCCUCAGCUGUAGGGCGGCUGAGGGAGAGGCAGUAGGCAGAUGCAAGUCCCACACUGCCGUUUCAGGCAGUGCAGAACCUGCAGGCACCUAAGUCACCGCGUCACUCCUAAAAAGUUCCUUGAGCCUAAUUUUUUUUUAAAACUCAUUUUGUCACCCCCCCCUCCGUGAUGACACCUGGGGUGGACCGCACCCCCCUUCUUCCGCCACUGCCAGUCCUGCCCCAACCUUCAGUUGCUUCACAUCUUGUGGCGGAUGGGGUGGGGUGCUCCUGCUAAUUCUAUUGAGCGAGGCCUUGGACUUCUUCCCCAAAGCUCUUGUAGUGGGGCUCUAAUUACUAGAUGAGUGGCAGCAUAGCAGGCUGAGUGAUCCUAAUACUUCAAUAUGCCAGGGAGAGAGUAAUACACCACUGCUACACUAACAGCCUAUCAGGCCAGUUCUGGCACAGUGUGUGUCGUCGUGGCACAUUCUGGGUUUCUUCCAAGAUCGUGCCAAGGAGAAUGUUCCAUUGGUGCAAAGAUUUCUCCCUGCUCAACGGAAUGUUUUCCCUCUCCCCUCGCCUUGAUGCCACAGAAGAUCCUACGGCAGGAAUGGAAUAGAAGGUGUUUUUGCUUUAAAUGUAAAACAAAUGAACAGAAAAGUCCAUCAGGCUGCAAUUAUUGUUGGAAGUGCAACUGCAGAUAGUGUGACUUAAGGGUUAUUUUUGUUAGUUACAGUUACAGUCAACUAGCUGGGGGUGGGGCAGGUGGAGGUGUUGCUCAUCAAACCAUGCAGAGUGGCAUGAUGCUUGCCAAUGUGGCACUGUGCCCUGAUUGGCUGUAUAGUUCUGAAGGAGUUUUCCUCUGCAUGUUUGGUUGAAUGCUUCCUUGUUAUGUACAAAACCUCAUGUAAGAAAGACAAAGACCCUCUGCUCCUUUCUCCCUCAAAUUAUACAGUUUUUGUUCAGGUUCUUCAGUAAUAUGUAACCAGGAUUUAUUUUCUUUCUGAACUCAGACUGUGUUAUUUGUGAACAAUUGUAGGCACACUUACUAGGGAGCAAUGCCCAGUGACCACAGUGGGACUUCCAGAGGACACAUGUUUGGUUUACUUAACUAUUUUCAUUGAGAAUACAAAGAGAAAGGUGUAAAGCUUGUCUGUUCUGCUGCAAUGUUUGAGAAAUGUAUGAUCACGUGGUCAAAUUUUUUCACUGAUUCCUAGCACACUGCAUGGAAUCUGCUGCAUCAUGAUUGCUAGGUUAUAGCUGACAGAAUGGCACAGUAUGGUGGAGGCGGGGGAAUCCCAGCAGUUCUAUUAAUUUACAGCUCUUCUUGUUGAAAUUUCUAUUCUCUCGAGUUAGAUAUUGACACAUGCACACUCUCGAUCAAAACUGACAGCAGGUUCCACAAUCAAUCGCAAAGUGACCAGAACACUGAAAUAGGUAACGAUGCAGUCCUAAACAUGACUAGUCAAAAGCAAUUUCUACUGAAUUCAAUUAGGCUUACACCCAAUGAAGUGGGGUUAGGAUUGCAGCCUAAGGCACUAUUCCAUAUUUGGUUUAACUUGUGCAUUCUUGUUGCCUAAACAAACCACAUCCAUAUUUAACAUCAGCACUGAUGCCUACAACUAAAAGCCACAACUAUGACCCACUGCAUGUACUAAGCUGUGUACAAACAAGAAUAGACAGUCAUUGCUGUCAGCAGUAUGUUCUCCCAGAAUAAAAGUGACAGAGAACACAAAUUCACCAGGAAUCUCUUCUAUACAGUUCCCAGUUGAAAUAAAAGUGGGGUGGAGGGUAGUUGUCUAGUAGUGUAGAUGUGUGUUUGAGCUCAAAGAGAUUGUUGCUGACUGGUCUCCUGCAUAAAGUAGGUUAAAAGUUAUUUAGUGUGUUCAGUCAUAUAUUUUAAAACAUUUAUAGCCAUAGAUGCACUAAUAUUCAUUUAUUUAAUGAGAGUACUUUUAGCUUGCACUUCAUCAUAUGAUCCCAGAGGGGGUACAUGCAAUUAAAAAACACUAAGAGCUGUUCCAGUGCAUCAAAAAGAGCUGGUAAAAACAAAACAAACUCAAUUUCAAUGCAAAACAUUAUUACAAUUACAGGGGGGGAACCUACAGCGCACAUGAGUGACCAAGAAAUGGCAAACAAAUGGGUACGUCUUUACCUGAUGCUAAAACCCAUAAUAUUCCCCUUUCCACUGUAUUACCAAGAGCUGGCUGACUCAAUCUACAAAAGAAUAUUGGCUUCACUUAACACUCCUACUUACAAUGUAUUUCAUGCUAAUUGCAUACAGAGUACGACAUGAUGCACAUAUUUGUUGUGGGUUAUGCCAAAAUAUUAUUCGUCAGGCAUGCAUUAUGUUAUUCCUGAAAUAAGUUUUCAACCACAGUUUUUAGGUAGCAGAAAUUCUACUUUCUAGUGGAAAGCAAUAUCAUAGAGUACUGGAUAGAAACAAAGCAAUUUAAAAAAUGAAAUGCAACGAAGACAUUCAUUUAAAAUCCUUUCCUUUGCAAUGUAGCGAAGCCGGACCAUAUUACCCAUGUAUUCCAGACAGCUCCUCUCUAUUAACCUUUUGAAAUGGCAGUCCAAAAGCACAGCCUCCAUUCUGCUUUGCACAGUGAAAAGACCCCCUUUUCUGAUUUGUACUAUCGUUUCCUAAGACGGAAACCCGCCCAUAUGGGGCAUCUGACGUUAGGAGCUUGGAAAAACAGGCUUCAAAAGUAAGCAGACAAUGUUAGGUCACUUUUUUCACAUUUCUGGCUUUUGCAAAUUGGAGGGCUCUUUUCAUCUUCCAUUUCAAGGGAGAUAGUUGUGGCCUGUUGCUUUGUUUAAACCACACGAAUAAGUCCCAUCCUCCACAAAGGAAAAACCAGACCACUCAGACAAUUUCCCAAAACAAAGUGCAUACAAUCCUUUCCUGCAAACCAGAACAUUAUUCUUGAACAGGCAACCUUCCGCUGUGAUCCACUUCAGCCUAGCUCUAAAUACCAAUGCUGAAAAAGCGACCUUUUCUUACAAGCCCUUCUGCAAUCUGCCUACCUUUUUGGAGCUUACCUUCCACGCGAUGGAGGGGCAGGCUGCCAAGGUGAAGGUAACUUUCUCUGUCACCACAUUGAAUGUGACGCGAAACAUGACGGCUCAUACUCAUGUGGUCCCGAGGCCCAGGUCAGGGAAAAAAGACAGCAACACUUGUCUCCCCUGCUCCAGAGCAGGCUGGCUGCGCACUCGUGCCACACUGCACUCACGCAUUCGGCAACCCCCUAACCUAUUGAUCGAAGCAGGAGCCUCAGAGUGCUGUGUAGGCCCCACUAUUCCUCAGCAGCCUUUCUUCGUGUGUGUGUGUGUGUGUGUGUGUGUGUGUGUGUGUGUGAACUAAUCAGAUUAGCUGGUUUUACCAGUCUGAGUGGAGACUAACAGGUUAGCCAAACAGUUUGCAUGGGGGAAGGGAGGAGAGAUCCGAGUACAGAAAUCAAACUGGUGCAUUUAUUAAAGCAGGGGAAAACAGACCUCCUUUGAGAAUCGCUCCUUUGUCUCUCCUCUCAGUGUUGACACAGAGCCAUGACAUGCAUUGUACAUUUACACAUGCUCUGUGGGGAGCUGGGCUUCUCUAUGGGCCUUGUCUCAAAAUCUGAGCGGCUGCUCAGCGCUACCAAAGUCUACUGAGGGGUGACCUUUUUUCUCAUGGGAUCUGGCUCUUGAAGGUAGGGAAGGGCAUCUGUCAAUUUGGGUUUCUCUUAUGUUUCUCAUUUCCCCAGUCUUGAGUUCUCUACGUUUCCACUUCAGUUUGUGAUUAAAAAAAAAAAAAAAAGUCCUCAUGAGAAUCCAGUGAAUUUCUCCUAAUGUUUACUUGCAAUUUUGCCUAAUAUACACAUUUUAGCAAAGUGAAUUCCUCUAAUAUAAUGCAUUUUAAUGUUAUUUUCACUAAAAUAAGCAUGUUUGUUUGUUUACAUCCAUACUCCACCUUUUGUCCAAGGAGCUCAGGGAAAUGUACACAUUUUCAUCCCCUCUUCAUUUUAUACUCACAACUAUCCUGUGAGGUAGGUUAGACUGAAAGAUAGUGACUGGCCCAAGGUCACCCAGUGGGUUCUUAGUUGUAUGGUGAUGUGACCAUGGUCUCCCAGGUUCUACUCCAGGACUGUAACUACUACGACAUACAGGGUCUUACACACACUUCACCCCAGUAUAUUCAGGUUUGUACACUACUCGGUUGGAGAAUAGCAUUGCAAAACUCAGAGAAGUGUGAAUUUCAAAGGAUGGCUGCAUUUCAGUUCAAGAACUGUUUUGUGAAUUAGGUAGGUUCACCUUUGAAUGUGAACCAGAUGAAAUUUCUUUCCCCUCCCUCCUUACUGGUGACCUUUAAUCCUGGACCUUGGGUACUUGCACAAAUAAAUCUGUGUUAAUAUAGUGAGAAUGAAAAACUCUCUCUGCAGUAAUAUUGGUAAUGCCAUGUGAUUAGUUCUGUUCAGUGCUACACAGCAUUAUUCACACUUGGUAAAAAUGUACAUGAGAAUAUCUAACCGACACUCACUCCAGGCAUUGACCGCCUCACAUAUCAUUUGUGGAAAACUUACAAUCAUUCCUUAGAUAAUGUGUUAGAAUAUAAUUAUACUGAUAACAACAUGCAUUUUGCCCAAGUAGUUAACCUAGUCAGACAAUGACUUUUAAACAUGCAUUGUAUUGUGGACCAUUAAUCUGGUUUCCAUUAUUCUUUUUAAACCAACACAUCUACUUUCAUUAGGGAUGUGGCUAAGAGACAUAGUAAGGAAAAAGAAAUUAUUUGGUUCUAAUCUCACCUCUGUCACAUGGGCCUUUUUGGCUGAACAGCACAGAAAUUUUAAAAAACGUAACUUUAAUAAUGAUCUCACUAAGUGCCCUUUGUCAAGCCACCACCCUCUCAGCUUCAGUCCUCUUAAUCUGUAGCAUAGGGAUAAUAAUACUAAUUAACAAUAUCCAAGUUGCAAUGAGGAUUACAAAAUACUGCAUGUAAUAUUUAAAUACCCCCAAAGCCCUGGAUAAAUGCUAAGGAUUAUUAUUUUUCAGUGGCUUUCAAAUUAUAUCCAUAUUAUAUUAUUAAUGCACAUGUCUUCCCUUAAAUAAUCCUUGGUACUACUGUUUUACCCCUUGAGGAGCUACAAUUCCCAACACCCUCAAACUACAGUUCCAAGGAUUCUUUAGAAGAAGCCACGUGCUCUAAAUGGGCUACCUUCCCAGGUUGAUGAGCCACAUCUGCCCCUCACUUCCCUCUGCAGCAUGUGCAGAAACCGCCUUCUUGACCAUGGGACCCACUAUUGGUCUUGUCCGCUCAAUCUACCAGUGCUUCCAAAACAGAGGAGGGUGCAGGACAAGUUGUAGCCUCGGCAGAGUCCAAGGGCCAGAUAGAGGGGCUUGGAGGGCCACAUUUGGCUCCCAGGCCUGUGGUUCUGCGGCCCUGUUUAAGGCAGCUGCAGGUUACUAUUUUAUUAUGCAUCUUAUUUAUACAUAGGCAAGCCUGUAGUUCACAGAAGGCUCAGCAUCCUCUCCUUACUCUUUGCCUUCUAUGCUCACCUGUCCUACUCUAUCCCUCUGAAGAUGGUAUAAUAAGGCUCUCCGGCUGUUUCCAGCCUUGCGAGGAGUCCACCUGUCAGGUUUUCUGGGCUGCCUGCAAGGGAGAUUUUCCUUGUUGCAUCUCCCAGCACGCUGGAACCGAAAUAGCAGCUGAACACCCUGGGAUGCCACAGUAAUAGCUGAAUGUGUCUUGCUGAAUAUCCUUUGCCCAUCCGUAUGGAUUAAGCUACGCUGUUUUUGUCAUUGCAUGUUUAAGUACAGCUCCCAAAGUCUCCCUCCCUCAAGCAGUUUAAUCUUUGAGAAAUCAAUUUGGAUUAGCACAGAAAUGUAGAACAAGGUUACCAAGUAGGGGAAACCCACUAACCCAUUUUCAAAGCAAAUUUUCAGAAAUAACAUAAGAUACAAGGAGCAAGCCAAUCCCUUAAGGGAAAGCUGAAUGUCAUAGGUUGCAGCCAGAUCUCCCAUGUAUAAAGCUUCCUUUUCUUGAGUCAUUUCCUUAUCAUCUUUCCUUCCAGGAGCCACUGUGGUGUAGUGGUUAGAUUGUUGGGCUAGGACCUGGGAGACCAGAGUUCAAAACCCUGCUCAGCAAUGAAGUGCACAGGGUGACCUUGGGCCAGUCACCAUCUCUCAGCCUAACUUACCUUACUGUGUUGUUGUGAGGGUAGAAUGGAUAGGUGGGAGAACCAUGUAUGCCACCCUGAGCUCCUUGGAGAAAAGGUAGGAUAGAAACGUAAUACAUAAUUAAAUAAACAUUCAUCAGUUGAGGAACUAACAGGAAGUGCUGUGACAGACAGUCUACAGAAAGUUAAUGCCAUGCAACUGAUCUGCUCCUCUUUAAGGUAUGCUGGCUGGGGCUGAUGAGAUCUGUAGCCUAAAACAACUGGAGGGCAGAGGUUGGCAAAGGCAGGACUAGAGGUUCCAAAAAGAUUGCAAAUAGGUGUGGUGGAAGAGGGAGCCCCUGCUUCAUUCCUUUGUGCAGUGCCACCACUGGUCGCCAGCUCAAAUAGUUAGCACUCACCACUGCUUCCGAUUACUUGUAAAGGUACAGUGGUGCCUCGCAAGACGAAAUUAAUUCGUUCCGCAAGUUUUUUCUUCUUGCGAGUUUUUCGUCUUGCGAUGCACGGUUUCCCAUAGGAAUGCAUUGAAAAUCAAUUAAUGCGUUCCUAGGGAAACCGACUUCAGACCAGGUCCGGGACAGUCUGUCCCCCGACCUCUUCUGAAGGCUGGGGGGGGGGACAAGGGCUUUUCUUCCCACUCCACCCCAGCAUUUUAAAACCCCGGGACAGCGGAGGGCUUCUCCGCUGUCCGGGGCGAUCUUAAAAUGCUGGCGGGCGGCGAUUUAAAAUUGCCCCGGGACAGCGGAGGACUUCUCCGCUGUCCGGGGCAAUUUAAAGCCUCUGGGAAGGCAGGCAGGGGGACAAAGACUUUGCCCCCGCCAGCCUUCAGAAGAGGUCCUGGACCUCUUCUGAAGGCUGGGCGGGGCGAAAGUCUUUGUCCCCCCACCUGCCUUCAAAAGCUGUCCAGCCAAGGCUCGCGGACCUCUCCGCAAGCAGCGGCUGGCUCUGCAGUUAUUUGUAUAUUUCCCAAACCCAUUUUUUCUCCAAGAAGUCUUGUUAGGAACCCUCAUUUCAGUCUAUAAAACUUUUAUUUUUUAUGUCAAGUGCAAGAAUUCACAAGAUGCUGCUAUUAUAAUUAUAAUUAAUAAAUAAUAAUAAUAUCAUAAUCAUCCCCUGAGGGGACUCAAGGCAGUUUACAGAUAAAAACAGGAAGAGCUAAAAACAUAGAAAAACUACGGUAAUCAUUAAAAUGCAAUUAAACAUGGAUAGAAUACAUAUAUUGUAUUUAAACAUACAUAAAAUGCAAUUAAACAUGGAUAUAUACAUAUAUAAAAUCAUGGUACCUUCCAGGUAUUGUUGGACUCUAGCUCCUUUCAGCCACAACCAGGUGAGAAGAGUUGUAGUCCAGCAACAUCUGGAAGAUGACAGGUCACAAACCUCUACACUAAUGCAAUCACCCUGUUUGACUCAACCACCCUCUGUUCUUUCCAGGCUUGGGUAUCACCAUUAAUCCUGAAGCCUUCCACAAAUCUGGAGGUACCCCCAAAGCCAGUAUGCUUUUCAAGAAGUUCAUUAGGUAAAGGAUCGGCAGGUCUCUCUCUCCCUCUCUAAUAGAAAUCCCCCACAAAACCAUCUGGCCUCACAGAUUUCUAAUUCUUGAGCUUUUUAAUCACCUGAGAUACCUCCUCCAUGGAGCCUUCUUUGGUCAAAAGAAGUCUGUGCUACACUGUGAUCUGACAGACUCCCACUCUAUUUAGCUGUCGCUCAACAGCUUCAGCUACAGGCUUAUCUGUAGCACAUAAAGAGAUACAGCAGACGGCAAAUCAAUGGCAGAUGUCUUUUGUCCAUAGAUAUGGUUCCCCAUUUCGUUCCUAAUGCAGGUUAUUUUGGCCUUAUUCAUGCCAUCAGACAUGUCGCCACUUCACCCUUUCAGCACACGUGUGCUUAUGCUCACAGAAUUCACAGCAUAUUGUGCCAAACUAGUGUCUGAAAUGUUGUCAUGUUAACACGGUUUGGGCAGGGCGGGGCAGGGCGGGGGAUAUUCCAUGCAAACCACAGGAAACUUACAGUGCAUAAGUCAGGUGAUUUUCCGAGACUGGAAACAUUUUUUUUCUAGAACCAAUAUGAGCGCUAAACUUCCACAAGAUUUCAAGAAGCAGAUUUUUCAUCAAGGGGGGAAAUUCCACAAAAUGCAAAACAGGUAAGGAAACGUUGGGAAGAUGGAAUAAAGUGAUGUUUGAGUGCAACUGUCGUGCAAGACAUCUUCUUAUGUUCAUAUACUUUGAGAGAUAACAUAAAGAAAAUUCAAGUCUGAAUUGCUAGAAUCAAUACUCUACUGUGAGCAAAUCCUGUUGUAACUCCAAAGCAUACAUAACCCUAAACCAGGAAAAGCUGGUCAAUUAAAGUUAUUACUUUAUCUCCUUAGUAUAGUCUCUGAGAUCAACAAAGCAGCUACUUCCUCUGCCAAUCCAACCAACUGUUCUGCACCCAGGAGGCCAGUCAGAUUCUCAGAUAAUGUUCUGAUUAAUUACAUUCUUGAGUGUGUAGUCCUAACUCUCUGAAAUCAACAGAUGUAGCACCACCGUUUGAUUUAGGUAGAUAAAGACUUCAGCAGCGAGCUGUUACUUUUCAUAUACCUGAAGCAACACAUUUCAACUGCUAAAUGUAUGGUAGGGAUGGAAGCUUUAAAACAAAAUCAUGGUGGCCUAUGGUUGGAAACUCCUAAGCACUAGAAGGGAAAUACUGAAUGAACUUCCUAAAGCAAUAGUCAUGGCACUUGGGAGCAUUUCAUCCUAAAAGGCUUUGUUAACAUCUUUUCCUUUGAAAGUUACCGUUUCUUUCCUACUGUUGCAUCUAUUGCCCACCUAUUGUCCGCCCCAAGACAGCAGGAAGCUGAGUUCAAAAAGUAAAGGUAAAGGUAAAGGGACCCCUGACCGUUAAGUCCAGUCGCAGACGACUCUGGGGUUGCAGCGUUCAUCUCACUUUACUGGCCGAGGGAGCCGGCGCUUGUCCGCAAACAGCAUGACUAAGCCGCUUCUGGCGAACCAGAGCAGCGCACGGAAACGCCGUCUACCUUCCCACUGGAGUGGUACCUAUUUAUCAACUUGCACUCUGACGUGCUUUUGAACUCCUAGGUUGACAGGAGCUGGGACCGAACAACGGAAGGUCACCCCGUCACGGGGAUUCAAACCACUGGCCUUCUGAUCGGCAAGCCCUAGGCUCUGUAUAUUCUCAAUAGCAAAAGAAUGCCUGCGUGAGUGCAGGGGUUAUGCUCAUCUUUCAUGCUUAGUUUUCAGUGCACUGGAAGAAUCAAGGUCAUAGUAGCACAACCAAUCUAGUCUCUGGUACAAAUGCUUGUAAGUUGACCUGGCAGCCACCUGGUGCAGCCAGCGCACAUGUUUGCUCUUGCUGGGUUACUCUGUACCGAGAAGAGAAUUUCCCACAAGACUUGACGGUUUCCCCAGAAGCAUUAUGAGAGUAACUGAGAAGGAUUUUGCCUUGCUAGAUUUUGGAAAAAGAGAACCUCGUCACAGUGAUUCAGAAAAGGGUACUCCCUGCUCUCUGUGCCAGUACUUGGACAGCAAACAUCAUCAUGUCUUUAGGAGCAAGAAGCAAGAGAGAAGCAUGUGCUACAACCAGCAAUUACCCAUCACUGUUCGGAUGUGGACACCCAUCUCACUUCAUUCAGCAAAGGUCCUCAGAGCAGGGACCUCGAAGAUUCAAAGGUUUGGUAGGUACAUCAUAUGGGAGGUGUGGUCUUCAGGGCCGGGACAGCUAUUAGGCAGGGUGAGGCUGCCAUCUCAGGCAGUGAGAGGCCCCAAGGCAGUGCUCCCAUGGGUGCCCUGCCUGCCCCACUACUGACAGAGAAGCAGUGCUGGUAUCGGUGCUGAUUUUGGGUGAGAUUGCGACAAUUUCCGUCAAGAUCUCGCUGAAGUCAUGCAUGACAUCUUGUGCAAUAUUAGUGUGAUCUCACCCCCAAAUCAGCGGCAGGUCAGGACUUCCCAUUUCGCCUCAAGCAGUGAAACAGGACACACUGCCCCCGGUGGUCUUCCACGCUUGCCGCAAACUAUUUAAGGCUGACUUCAAACUGGUGUCCUCCAAGUGUUUUGGACUACAACUUCCAUCAGCCCCAGUUAGCACAGCUAAGUUGGCGAAGGCUUGCCUAGGGUUUUAAAGGUUAGAACUAGCACUUUAAAUUGGGUUCAAAAUUUACUUUUCGUUAGCAAACUCAGUGAACCCUAUUUAAUAGUUAAUCUGCUGGACAAUUUUGCUGUACUAUACAGAGCAAGUGCCACAGUUCUUCUCUAUUAACGUAUGAAAACAAUAUAUGUGUAGUCUGAUGCCAUCUAUGAUUACUCUGAAGCAAAUGUUAGAAGCAGAAGUGCCGCAGCUCAGUGGCAGAACAUCUGUUUUACAUGCAGGCACUCCAAGGUACAAUCUCCAGCAUCUUCAGGUAGGCCUAAGAAUGACUCCUGCUUGAAACUUGAGAAAGAUGCUGUUGGUCAGUUUAGAGUCAGAUAAUACUAAGCUAGCUGGAUUAAUGGUCUGGCUCAGUAUGAGGCAGCAUCCUAUGUGGCUAAACAUAUCUCACUCAUUUCAAAAGUAAAAGGUAACCAUGUGGUCUAUAAGUAAAAAAACAGCAACCCCAAAAUCCGUAUUAGGACAAUACCUCUGUUAGGACAACCCAAUUAUCACGAAGUAGUAUGCAAUAUUUUGAGUUCUCCAGAAGUACCGUAUUUUUCACUCUAUAGGACGCACUUUUCCCCCUCCAAAAAUGAAGGGGAAAUGUGUGUGCGUCCUAUGGAGCGAAUGCAGGCUUCAGGCAGCUAUCCGCAAGCCUUCUGAGCAUGGCAGGAGUUCCUGCCAGGCUCCAAAGGCUUGCGGAUAGCAGCCUGAAGCCCGGGGAGCGCAGCGGAUAGCGCCCGAAGGCUUGCGGAUAGCACCGAAGGCUUGCGGAUAGCACCCUGUUCUGGGGGCUGGGGUCGGGGGAAGCUUGGGCUUCCCCUGUCCCCAGCCCCGCAAGCUCUGGCAGCGGCGGCGAGGUUGCGCGCAAUCUUGCCGCCGCUCCUGGACCUGUUCUGGGGGCUGGGGUUGGGGGAAGCUCGGGCUUCCCCCGUCCCCAGCCCCACAAGCUCCAGGAGCAGCGGCAACCUGUUCUGGGGGCUGUUCUGGAAGCUCGGGCUUCCCCCACCCCAGCCCCGUGGCUGGGGAAAAAAAAUAUUCCCCCCCUUUAUUCCCCCCCCCAAAACACUAGGUGUGCCCUAUGGUCUGGUGCGCCCUAUGGAGCGAAAAAUACGGUAUUUAUCAGGCUAGAUGGUAAGCAAAGCAAACUUCGGAGAGGGGAGUUAGCUGAUGGUUUGCCGAUUUCAGUGGUGCUUACAUAGCAUUUAGCUCACAUUACAGAGCAUACUGUCUAGAUUUGUGUGAUGCUUCUCUCUUACUGUACUCCCCUUGCACUCUACCCUCCCUCCACCAGCCUGUCUGAAUAUGAAAGCCGAUCAAAGCCCAUAUGCUAGGGUUUAACAGCUAAAUGAAGUGAGAAAAACCUUCAAUUAGCUGAACAUGAUUUCAUCUCAGAAGGCAAAAUAUUUCUUUCCUCGAGCUUAAAACUAGCAAAAGCUAAUUCAACAUACAUUAUGCAUUACAAUUAAACUUUAGACGAACAUUACUAUCAGCAAAAUGAAUUGGGGGAAAAUAAUUGAAUCAGUAAAACUAAUAAGGGGGGAUGGGGAAAACUAACAUUAAUACAGUCAAUUGACUUAGUUGAUAUACGUCCUGAGCUGAGCCCGUAGAAAGAGGAAUGAAUGGCUUCCCUUUAAUUUGUUUGUGAUCCUCAGUUCAAAAGUGCAGAUGGAGUGUAGGAAACUUAGAAGGCAAAGGGUGGGCAAGCAGGGCUGAUGGGGGUCUCCAUCCAUGGUUUAAAAAAAAAAAAAAAGAUCCAUCCCUCCCACAAACUUCUGAAAUUGCUGUUGGGCAAGGGAAAUCACUAGUAUCAAAGAACAGAAGGAUACUGUUGGAUCUUGAAGUUCAAGUUGCUAAAGGCAUGUAAGAGCAUUAACAAUCAUCAUAGAAUUGUAGAGUUGGAAGGGACCCUGAGGAUCAUCACGUCCAAUACCCUGCAAUGCAGGAAUCCCGACUAAAACAUCCAAGACAGAUGGCCAGCCAACGUCUGCUCAGAAAUCUCCAAUGAAGGGGAAUCCACAACCUCCCAGUUUAAUUUGUUCCCUCAACACAAGCCGAGGGAACAAAUUACAGAUAAUGGGAUAUAACACCCCCUACUUUAAAUUAAUUAGAAUUUGUUUAAAUGAUGACUUUCUGAAGCACACGACUCUUUAAAAAAAUGUUUUUAUUAAGGAUUUUCUUGUUCUGAAGCAACACAAUUUUUUAAGUUCAAUCCAAGCUAUUAGCACCAGUAAGACUGGGGGAGAAAGAGUUGUACAUCCAUCCUCACCCCUUGACCCGCUUGUUUUGUUUUUUAAUUUUCAUUGCAUGGACUCAUGUUCUUGAGGGCUAAGCCCCUUUGGUUUGACAGCCUGAACAGUGUGCUGACACAUGUCAGGUACCGUAUUUUUCGCUCUAUAACACGCACCCGACCAUAACACGCACAUAGUUUUUAGAGGAGGAAAAUCCGUAGGCAUGCCACCCGUAGGCAUUCCCUCCAUAACACGCACAGACAUUUCCCCUUACUUUUUAGGAGGAAAAAAGUGAGUGUUAUGGUGCAAAAAAUACAGUAUUUUUUGUCUGCAAAUAUUUAACCAGAUGCAGGCUCUAAUUCAGCUUCCUGUCUCCUAGCAUCUGUGCACUGAGCCAUCUGCUUUCAUGCAAAGGGGUUGUUGUUGUUGUUGUUGUUGUGUGAAUUGUCACAGCUAAUAUAGUCAAGCAAAAAUUCAGACAGAUUUCUAAAAGUUUACUAAUUAAACUCAGGAUUCAUCUUGAAAAGUAGUUGAAGUUUGAGCAAAACAAAACAAAAAAGGUCAAAUCCUUAUUACUACUUCAUUAAUCAUCAUCAAAUCGCAUGUUUGUAAAAGAGGAGCAUUUCACAACUUGGGAAGAAGGAAAUUAGGUGUUUUAAAUGGAUACCAGGACUCCAAAUAAGCAACAGAAUACAUUUUUUGAAUAAUCAAUAUUAUCCUUUCUUAAUAUUGAAAUAUGAUUUUAACAAUCAUAUUUCAGUUAACACCAUUCAUUUUCAUCUAAGACCUGCUCUGUAUGUGUGUUUUUAAAACUGGUUACUAACUAGGUUUUAAAAGUUCCUGAUUUCAGGAUUACGACCAUUUUAUCAAGAAAUUGAUUAUUUAUAUUAUACAUUGUAGUGAGAAAACAAGAGAAAACAGAAACCCACACUCAUUGCUGUGGGUGCUCUGAUGCUAUGUAUUUGAUUUAUUUACCGUAAUUCUAAAAGAAUUAAAGUAGCUUUGAAAAAAUACACACACACAUAAUGAAAAAAUGUCCUGUAUUUUUCUUUUGUACUGUUGAAUGAAAAUUGUACUACUGUUUUCUUCUUUUCUUUCUGUUCUUUUAUUUCAUGUAGUAUGUUUUUGUAUUAGCAAUGUAAAAGCUUUAAAAUAUCAAAUAAAAGGUUAAAAAAGGUUCCUGAUUUCUAAUUGCUAUGAUCAGACUCCAGAGGAAGAUACAGAUGAACAAUACUGCUUGCACAACAGAAAACCAUUUUCAUUACCGCAGAGAGCAUCACAGUAUUUAUAUACUAAACAAUCUACUAAAUCUCUUACAUCCCAUUUACUCUCCACCUGUCUCCCAGACUGAACAGCCAUACUUGUAAGUAACACAUAGAGUAAUUAGGUAGCAUACUAGAAUUCAAAUGGUUUAACACAUUUGCUCUAGGAAGCUUGCCUUUCCUUGGCAAUCAGAGCAUGUUUAAUCAGGGGAGGAGGAGAGCAAAACAUAUGCUAGAUUAAGUAAAUAAGAGGGAGAUGUAUUUGUGCUGAACCAAUAUUUGCUUUGAAUCUCUGGGUAGCAACUGCAUCAUUUACCAUGUUAUCUGUUCUGAAUAAACUAGGGGAAUGCCUGUCGAUAUGAUGAGUCAGAUUUGGUGUGUUUGGAGGAAGGGCAUGUAUGGUAUAUGGUAGCAAGCAUAUUGUUGAACAGAACACAGAGAUCUUACAUCCCUCACUGGGCCCUUGUUACUAGUCACUAGUAACUUGUCACUUGUCACCUUGUUACUUGUAAAUAAAUAAACAACUAUCGGACUUUUAGAAGACAUCUGAAGGCAGCCCUGUUUAGAAAAGCUUUUAAUAUUUGAUGAAUUAUUGUAUUUUAAUAUUCUGCUGGAAGCCAUCCAGAGUGGCUGGGGAAACCCAGCCAGAUGGGCAGGGUAUAAAUAAUAAAUUAUUAUUAUUAUUAUUAUUAUUAUUAUUAUUAUUAUUAGUUUUGGCUAUAGGACUCUCACACCUCCUUUCCAAAGCAAGAGCUUACUAGGCUUUGGAAAGGAGGCAGGAAGACAACCCCUUGGCUUGGCACCCUGUGCAGGGAAACUGGUCACACUGCCCCUAAAUCCACCUUUGAGACCAGUGAGGGGUGGGGCUUUGGGAGAGUCCGAGGACUGGACAGAGGUGCCUGGAAGGCUACAUUUGGCUCCAAGGCCUGAGGUUUGCCACCCUUGAAUUAGCAUGCAAAAUAUUUCUAAAGGUGUGCAUGGCAGGUGAGAUUAAAAAAAAGGGAAGCCCUGUGAAAUCCAAUCUUUAUCUGCAAUUGAGGUUACCUAUAUUUGAAAUAUAAUCAAAUAUUGAGGGCAAUCAUUCACUACUAAAAUGUAUGUUUGUGUGGCAGAUAAAUUCUGAACAAUAUGAUAUUCAUUCUUCCAAACAGGAAGCUUUUUUAAAGAAAAAACUUAUUGUGGGCUAUACAAUCCACAAUUGACACAUUUGAAGCUGGGGUGCGGUGGGAGAAACCUGUCAGAAAGCCAGAAUUUAGCAAUUAGCACUGAAAGAAAGUUUUUAAUAGCUUGGAACAGAAGUCUUGUGUCACAACACUGCUCUACAGCCUGGUGCAGCAGAAAAUGACUUUAAGGAUGCAAAACAAAAUCCCCCCUUUUAAUGGCUGGCUCACUAAAAGAGGCAUUUGUGUAUAUUUGUCUUGCUUAAGAAGUACUGAUGUAAAGAGGCACCCAAUGGUGAACUGAUCAGCCAUGACGGUAAAACCCAAGCUAAUGGAAAAUACUUCCCAAUAUUACUGCAGAACUUUAAUAGUGUAGUCGGAAGUAAACCCCAUUGUGUCCACUGAUGCUUACUUUCCCGUAACUGUAUUUAGGGCUGCAGCCUUAAAGGACGUCUCCUUCGAAAUUGUUGGUAAUUUAUUUACAGCUUGCAAUGUAAUGUAAGAACGUAAGAUGAGGUUGCUGGAUCAAGCCAUUGGCCCAUCUAGCCAAGCAUCCUGUUCUCACACUGGUCACCAGAUGCUUGUAGGAAGUCUGCAAGCAGGGCAUGAGUGCAACAGCCCAUCUGCAGUUCCCCACAACUGGUAUUCUGAGGCAUAAAAGGGCAUUUUUGACCUUGAGAAGAAGCUGGAACCUUCAGCUAGGAGCAUAAGUAUUUCACAGUGGGGCACCAAGAUUGGCGCUUAUAACUGAAUAUGAAUACACAUCAUUCUGCGAGUGGAGCAUGGUGGGAAGAACCGUGGGACUAUGGGCAGUUGGUAUUUUGGAGUGGAAUUCAGCCACAACUUCAGGUUGUGCAGUUAUAGCCGAUUGACAGGUCUUGCACAACAAAUCCACUUCCCCCAAAAGAUCAGACCUUUUGAAGUGAAGAAAUUUACUGGGAAGUGCGGGAUAUAAAUAUUAGGAGUGAUCAUUUGUCUGUCUGUCUGUCUCUGCUUUCUACCACCAAGGCAAGUAGCUAGGCCUGCAGCAUAGAAACAGCACAAGGCCUCGAACUUUGACAGUUACACUCUGACAUCAACAGAGGCCAUGAAAAUCUUUUUCAAAGCAUGAAAUUUAGACAGCCCUAUACACAGCAUUUCUCCACAGAUAGGUUUGUAGUUUCCUCUGUGUGUAGUAUAAUGACAUCCAUCAUGUCCAGAGGGGUUGUUUUCUGUUGCUUCUUGUCCUCCCAAAGGCACCCGUGGUGCUACCUUGAGUGAGCAAACAGCAAAAUGAAGGAUCAGGUGAAUGAGUGGACAAGUCAGUAGCUUCAGAGCUAGUGUCGGGCUAUUUGGCACCCUAGGGGAGGCUAACCACUUGCACCAAUAAUGUUCUUCUUGCAACCUGGGGAUAACACUUGUUUUGACACAACAGCCAUGUACCUCCCUGCAAACAAAUCAGGAUGACUGCUCAAUGAACAGGUUGAAUGGAAGUGCCCUUAUACUAGGCGUACUCAGUUCAAAUCCACAAAGCUUACUUGGUGUUCCCUGUAAGGUAGCUUAGUAUAAGAUUUAUGCCUGUUGAUUGCCUCUCAAAACUAACCUACUUCAAAGAUACAGCUGUUUUGAAGAUAACAUUGUGAAGGAACCAGCUCCUAUGGGCUGUUGGGGCUUCAGCUCCCAGAAUAAAAUAUUUGAGGGGGCUGGGCCUGUGCGAAGUUGAUGGGCAUUCCCAUUCAAAUGGGGUGUGUGCACUGCAUCAUGUGAUUAAUUAUGUGGGACGGGACUUACCUGCACCCCCAUAAUAUUUUAUUCAAAUUGGUAUCCCUGACACCAAUAUCCUUGGUAUUACCAGGAGCACAAAUCCAUAGUGUUCACUUACCAGAAUAUGCUGCCUAUGGCUUUCUCAGUCCAUGUGAUUCUGCAUCACAGCUACACAAGAGAAAGAGCAGAUACUGGGCACAGAAGAUAGCAGUCUGUGGUCAGUUUUUCAAUUUGCUUUGUAUAUGGUACGAUGUAAAUACCAUGCUACUGCACUUUUGGAUUAUUAGUAAUGUUCAUUAAAUCUAUAGAGAUCAGGACUUCCGGGGUGGCGCCUCCGGAAAAUGGCGGAAUUCCCUUCGGACUGAAGGGAACCCGCUGCACGGAGGCUUGGGUCCUGCCGCUACGGCGCAGCGGGGACCCGCAAAAACCACAGGCGGAAGAAGCCUGUGGACGUGGGACUCGGCGGGCACCGAGAGCGCUCUCUCCCCGGUGUCAGGAGCCCGGUAACGGGCUCCGGAGUGGGAGGUGCGUGGUGCUGUGAGUCGUCUGCUUCCUCCGUGCAGCAAAGCCGCACUGCCGUUAUCGGAGAGCGCUGCCUUUUUCCUGGACAAUUUGGCAUCUAAAACAUCUAUCCGUGAGUACCUGAUCUUGGAAGAGUUGAACCACUUUUAAGACUGGUGAAUAAACAAAUAAUAUUGGACUUGAAAUUGAACUUAAUUGGGACUCGGAAUGGGAAGGUCUAAACAGGAAGUCGCCUUCCGUUCUUUUGUUAUGUGAAGAAAGCAAAGACAAAAUAUACUAAAGCCUGAAAAUUAAAUUCUAAGAGAACUAGAAUUCAACAUCUAAGAUUUUUGAACCCCCCCUUUGAUUGCAGGAGAAAAAGGGGGUUGUAUUUGGACUUUUCAAUCCCAGUGGAAGUGAGUUUAAAUUAAGCAAUUUUCCACCGCCCUGAACCAGGAGCGGGCUGUCAGAAUUGACGUUCUGAAGUUUAUCCAGCUCGACAGUUAGUUAAAAGAAGGGUAACAUUUUGAUUCUACUGUUGCCUCUUGAACUUGGAAGGGGAAUUUUGGAUAAAGUGUUUCUGGAAAAAGAAAGAUUGUUGCUGUUGCUUUUAUUCCUUUAAAAAAAAAAUUCCAUCUAGUGGAAUUUAGUGAAAUUGCAACGCAGAGAGAUUAAAAGAGAAGGACUAUUGGACUAUUCUCGUGGGAAAGAAUUUUCUUUGACCUUGAAGGACAAUGCUAGUACAAAGGCUUGAACAAUUGUUCCUGGAAGGUUUUUCAAAACUAAGUGCCCAGCUGGACCAGAUGCGUCAGGAGACGACCUUGAUGAUGGAAGUUACCAGAGCACAGCAGCAAACAAAUGAAAUUCAGUUAAAGGCUAUACAAGCAUAUGAACCUGCUGUAGUGACGGAGGCUUCAGAGAUGGAGGGACCUUUGGAUGGGCAAGAUCAGCCUUUGAACUUGAUAAAUGAACUUGGGACAAACCAGAUUCGGAAAGAUGAAAUGUGGUCAGAUUUGGAAAUGGGGAUGGAUCGACCCCUCCAUAUGGUUAUUUGGACCUUCCGAGUCUGGUGAUGGGCUAUCAGAGGAUUGGAGUAGCCGAAGUCUCCAAGCUUUGUGGAAAUUUGAAGUGGUAUUAUUUGCUGUCUGGCUUGGGCAAUGGGUUUGGGAUGGACUUGCUGCAAAGGGUCAAAAGCAUUUUCUUGCUGGAGCAUCCACGACUGGAAAGGAAUCAUCAACAAGAGUGGCGAAAGGGGCAAGAAAGAGACUUGAGGGCCUCUGGAUACGAGACAACCAGGUUAAGGAGCCGGAUUACCGAGAUUAAAAGGACUGACAAUCCCGGGUCCAGGGGAGGGAGGUUGGAAGCUGACUGGACUGAAUUUGACUUAUUAUUUUUUCUUUUUAUUUUUAAUAUUGGGAAUCCUUACAAAUGCUUGAAGGAUGUUGAAUGAAAUUACAUGGCUUAAGUAAGGAUUGGUAAAUGAUUUGUAAAAAGGUAAUGAUGCAAGAAUUUGGUAAAUAUUGAAUAUAAGCUAUGAGUUUUAAAGUUUUUAUAUGACAAGAGGGAAAAUAGAAUAAGGAAACGUAAUGACAGAUUGUUAUGAAAAAACAGAAAGGAUUUGCUGUAAAAAUUAAAAAAUUAAGAAACAAAAGAGGGGAGGAGGAGGAAGUCUAGAAAGGAAGUCAAUAGAGAUUGUAAAGGAUUUUAUAUUUUUGUUUUUCUGUUUUUCUUUUUUUUUCCUUUGCGGCUGGGUUUUCUUUUCUUUUUUGUUUAUGUACUAAUUUUGUUUUUUGUAUUCUUAAAUUUUUUUUGGAAAUCUUUGUUGUUAUUUUUUGAAAAUUCAAUAAAUAUUAAUUAUAAAAAAAAAAAAAUCUAUAGAGAUCAGCUGGAGAUUAAUCUAUUAAAACAGUUAGCAACAUUGCCAGUGAAAAGGAAUGCCACACAGCUGUGGCACCAAGGGUUAACCUUAAAGAGCAACAAACACAGGGCCCCUCCAGAGGACCUUUAUUAUUCAGCAUCCAUCCUGAUUUGCUUGCACAAUGCUUAUGCAGUGGUUACACUAUGUUUGGUACUUAUUGAGCAUUCAUUCCAAUUUAUUCAGCAAAGAACAUUCAUCCUGCAUUCACCUUGAUUUGCUUGCAGGUGUUUACACAUCUUCGCAUUAAUCACUCAUUCACCCUAUGCUUUUCAGUCCAUUUACCUAUCACUUUCCAAACCGCAAAAUGUCUGGUUAUUUAUGGAAUGGGAAACAAUGGGGGCAGGGUAAGGACACCAAGAACAAAGGGAUGUUUCUGACCAAACCACAAAGCUCAACAUCCAGGGGCAACAAAGUGCAACACCAGAAUAGUUUUUGUAUUACCAAAGGUAUCCUGCCUCGGUUCCCAGGCUUAAGCACAGCUGUGAAACUUGAGCUUUGCUGCUACAGAGAUGCAGGAUAAACAAUGCCCCAUAAAUAAAGGAGGGGAGGGGACCACUAUGGGAAUGAGCAGAUCUGUCAGUUUUGGUUUCUCUCAGUUUCUCUUUCUCAUUUUGCCAACCUUAAGUUUAAUUUUCCAUACUACCACAUCAGUUAGCAUUUUUUUAAGUUCUCAUGAAUAUUCAUCAGCACUUUACUGCAAAUUUCUUCUAAUGUGCAUUUUUCUGUUCAAUUUUGCCUCAUAUAAACAAUUUUGCAAAGCAACAUGCCCUAAUAUGAAGCAUUUUUGUGUGUUAUUUUCAGCUCUACAUAACGCAUUUUCAGCACACUUUAGUAUAUGCUUUUUUGUACAUAUUACUUAGCUGGAAAAAUGCAUCGCAAAAUCUGGAGAAGUGUGAGUUUUGAAGGAUGGUUAUGUUUCAGCUUACAGCUUAUUUCGAAAGUGUAAAUUAGGUAGGCUCAUCUAGAAAACAAGCCUCCCUCACACAGAAUGGUCACUUUACAGAGGAUGGUACUCUGUUUGAAGGGCUCUGUCCAGUCCAAAUCCCAUAUAAAGUUAAAGAACCACAAGUCUGAAGUUGCCCAAUCAACAGUUUUCACCUGAACAGCAGACUGUGCAGGCACACAACCACCAGGAAAGCUCUGUAUUGCAUUCUAUUUAAAUUGAAGUAAUUAUUUCUAAAUUAGUACCUACAAACAUAAAAUAAAUACAAGCUGGUUGUUGUUGUUUUGCAAAUCUGUCCCCUCCUUUGCCCUCUUUCUUGUGAUGGUUUAGUGGUCCCCCUUACAACCUGAAGAAUUAAAAACCAAUCCCUCUUUGUAUUCUUAAAAUAAAUAAAUAAAUAAAUAAAUAAAUAAAUACACACACACACACACACACACACACACACACACAGAAAGAGACACUGGAAUUAUUCUCUUUUUCAUAUAACUAGGUCUCAUUUUGUUUUCCUGAAAAUCAGUUGAAGAUUUGUUUCCCAUUGCACAAUAAGAUUUCUUACCUUAUGGCUACUGAUGUUUGUAAUGGAUUGUGUCGCUUUCCAUCAAAACUGCUUCAGGAUGCUUUUUGUUUUGCAGAGAUGGAAGGCGCCAAUGUUCUGAUUACUCUGUAGUGUAAAAAGCACAGAAGAGCAGGUGCUUUGGGCUAGCUGGCCUGCGGACAUGAUAAUUAAACAUCCCUUUGGCAGCCUAACCCCCUGCAUGCCACACAAACAGGCCUCAGCAGGGUUCAAGUAAAUUAAAAGCAUUCACUAGGUCUUUUCAUAUAUAAAUAACUUUUAUAUAUUUCUUCUAAAAAUUAUCCUCUUCCAUUGGGCAUUGAAUCAUUACAAUGCAAGAUAUCUUAGGACGUAGAUCUAUUCUAUUUCCCUUUAAUAUAUAUAUUGCAGGAGUUGGUCUAGAUGACCCUUGGGGUGCCUUUCAACUCUACUAUUCUAUGUGUAUAUAUUUAUUAGCACUGUUACACUGAUUUUUUUUAUUUUUUGCUAUUGUAUGUUUUUCUCACGGCUUUUGCUAAUUUUGUGCUACUUUUAUAUAAUGAUUCUUUUACUUUUAUUAUUGUAUUUGUAUUAUAUAUUUUUCAUGUGUGAGAUGCCCAGAGGUGACAGAUGAUUGGGCAGGAUAAACAUGUCGAAAUAAAAUAAAACAAACAGGGUUCAACAGGGUGGAACGUGAGACUACUGCAGAAGGGCAUAAACUGGCAGAAGCCUAAGCAUAAUGUAGUCAAAAAAAUUGUCACUCAAGCUUUUGUGUGGUUUGCUGUGCAAAUGUGGAACUGGGAGAUAAUGUCUAUUCCAUUCAACCCAUGUUUACUCUGUGAGAUCCCUCCCAUCCCAAGUGCAUGUGUAUGGAUUUGGGCUGCUAAUGUUUCCCACUGAAUCCUCACCUCACAGCCUCCUGUGGUCUGAGCUUAAUUGGUUCAUGAGUUAACUCUUUGUUCACAGAGCAGCAUUGCACUUGUAGUGAAUCAAUCUAUGUUCCUACAUAGGAACGUCUUAUAUCAGCUGUCAGCCCAUUGGUCCAUUGUAUACAAUGGGUAGCAGCAGCUCUCCAGAACUUCAUACAGGGGUCUCUCGCAGUCGUACCUGAAGACUGAAGCUGAGGCCAUCUGUAUGCAAAGUAGAUGCUCCACCACCAAGCUAUGACCCCAUACCUCAGAACAUAAGAAGAGCCUGCUGGAUCAGGCCAAUGGCUCAUCUAGUCCAGCAUCCUGUUCUCAUAGGGGCCAACCAGAUAUGUACCUGUGGGAAACCAGCAAACAGGACCUAAGCAUAAGAGCAUUCUCCCCUCCUGCCAUUUCCAGUAACUGAUAUUCAGAAGCAUUGGUACCUCUGACCUACUGACAAGUGCACAUGAUUGUGGUGGCUGCUUGAAAUCUGCUAGUGUUUGGGAGAGGGACUUCCCAUCUGUGACCACUUGUUUCUGUAUAACUACAGCUCAUGUGCCACAAAAUCCUUGUUUGUGGCAACAGUAUGCAAAGCAGCUAGCUCUUAUGGCAUUUCAAGAAGCCACAAGUCCUAAAUGUCAGGCCCUAUCCACAAUACCAAGAUUUACGUUCUUCCUAAAAUUGUGCUAAAUUCUUAUAACAGUAACUUUUUUUCAAACACACACACCCCAAACUGUUUCCGGUAUCAAGCACGUUUUCUAAAACAAAAUACCAAAUUACUAAAUAGAGGUAAUAUAAAAUUUAGCAGGCAACCCUGCCCCACAAACUUUUUUGCCCUGCCAGGAAAAUCAGCAAGUAGAGAGGCUGUCCCUCGCCCCUUCUUCCUCUAUCAGAAAAACCUGGCUACAUGAUCAACCAUAGCAGGUUCGCACUGGAGCAUAGAGCUUUGAAUACUUAGAGGAGCAAACACUACACAAUAUCCUUGGAACAACAUUGUCACCCAGGCAGAGAGAGGCAAUUGCCCCAGAUGCCCGGGGGCAGCACUGAAGAGCCCACCCAGCCAUAUCUCCUGAGCCAUUCCUUUCCAUUAGAGAUCAGAGCUGUGUGGCCUGCCAUACUAGCCUGCUGCCCUCAGGUGCCCCAAAGGGCACUUAGGCCACAUCUACACCAUACAUUUCACACACAUUUAAAACACAUGGCUUCCCCCCGCCCCCAGAGAAUCCUGGGAACUGCAGUUUGUUAAGGAUGCUGGGAAUUAUAGCUCUGCCAUAGGUAAAACUGCAGCUUCCAAGAUUCUUCAGGAAAAUGUCAUGUACUUUAAACGUUUGGUAUGGAUGCUUCUCAUUUCCCGUUGCCGAAGCAGCAUUCAAUCACCAGUCCAAUCAGUUUCUGCACACAUGAAAUGGUUUGCUCCUGCCUCAGGCAGAACAAUGUCUUGGGCAAGCCCUGACAAAUCCAUGGUGUGGUUCACUGGGGGAGCCCUGAGGAUGCCCAUGUACAUUUGACAGGAAGGCCAGCAGAGGACAGGAUGGCUGGGAUUCAGGGCAAGCAUGCACAGUCCCACUCUCUCAAACAUUGUUUGAGAAGCCUAGGACAUCUUCUGAGCAGGACCCAGAUUCUGCCAUUGUCCUGCCUAGGAGCGGAAGUGGGUAUAUCAGGCACAGAGCCCAGCAUAGUAUUUGCAAGAUUGGAAAUGGUCCACGGAGACUGGAUUAGAAGGAACAAGCUUUGCUUACCAGUGGGCUGCUUGCAAACGACAUAUUGCACAAAAACGACAGUGGCCAGAUCUCUUCCAUGAUGACUCUGUGACUCUUCUUAGCUUCCUUUUCCCGCUGGUUUCAACCUCAGCUGAUCCCACUCCCUCAUUCAACCAUUUCUAAAUCACUUCAGCUCCUGCACACAUUACACACAGUAUGGCCACCCCCGUAGCAGGUUUUGUGGGCUUUUCAUUUUUGAAACCUGCCGAUUAAACACAAUGCCAAUGGCUUCUAAGGAAGGCAGGGACAUGCAAGGGAAAAAAUGGUCCCCCAUCCUCUUCCCUAAUUAGUUAAGCAGGAAGAUUGAGCUGAAGGCUGAAAAAAAUAUGACUUGUAAACUAACAAAGCCAAACAGCUCUUUAGGACCCUCUCGGCCUACUAACAGCUCUGUGGUGAUAUCCCUUGAAGAGGUUGGUUGCGUUUUGGAGGGAAAUUCUCUUAACUUUUCCUAAAAGUUUUUCAGAAGUUUUUGAGAGAACCACCUUUUGGUUGUGCCCGUUUGGGAACCUGACAGAAAGUUAACUGAGUAGAGUAAAGUUUGAGGCCCAGGCCAUUUCAAAGGCCUCCGUUGCCACAGCAACCGGCCCCCUCCCCCACCCAGCACCACCAGGGCUCCUUGCCAUGUGAGCUUUGCUGUUAAAGGCUUGGAGGGGUGCUCAAGUCACCCACCACCACAGCUCACAGUCCUUUGUACACACUGUCUGUCAGUGGUCUGGUGAAUUUAUUGCAUCACCAAGGCUUCUUGUGCCAUUGCAUGCAAAUGAUGCCUCUUGGGAGAAGAAAGUACCCCUAAAGGGGACACCCAUUACAAAACCAGCAUCCUGAAAAGUCAAAAGGCAUACCUACCUCUGGGAGGAUCCUUCAUGCUACAAAGCUGAUGAUGAGCCUUAAAGCGACAGGGAGGAAAAGAGGCAGACCUCUGCAAUAAGCAAGGCAAAUCCACAGAACACAGCAGGGCUGGGCUACUAGUUUGCCUCUCCUACUUUUUGAAAUCUGCAUCCUCUGAGUGUUGCACAAAAACCUCAGGAGGGACCUGCUGCCCACCCCCUCUCCAAAACAGAUUCUGGUGGGAGUGCCCCAAAACCAGAUUCAAACUUGCCGGCCUCGCACACUCUAAAGCCAACGCCAUUAACUACAAAAUUUAGAAAAGAGAAAUAGAAGCAAACUGAAAUCCUGAUUCCCCUCCCCUUUUCUCUUGCCCUUCCUAUUCUGAGCCAAUACCAAUGCAUUGAAAAGGUGGAGCUUGCCUUUUAUUCCCAUUAAUCCCCUAACAAUAAGAAAUCAGAGAGGGAUUUAGAAUUUAAAAAGAUGGAGGCUUUUGAGAGGCACUGUCAACGAUCAUGCUAAACAGAGAAAGCAAGGUCUUGGAUCUCUUUAUGCUAAGUAACCAACACUGGUGGCUGGCAGGAAAAGAAAGCUGGCUAACUGCUGCAUGUCCUCAGCUUUUACAAGUGUGAGCAAUUUAUCUUAAUGUUCAAAGACCAAAAGAUAAGCUUUCCCCGCCCCCAACUGUGCUUGCAUCAUAUACACAAGGAGUUGCUAAUGCUGUGUCCAAAUGUUGGCUCACCUCUGGUGCUUCAGAGGUUGCUGGAAUGCCAACUUCCUUCAACCCCAGCCAGCAUGACCGUUGACUAACUGGAGUCACUCCAGCAAAAGCCUAAAGCUCCAAUGAUGAGCCACUCCAGACAUAUACUGUUAUGUACUGAAGUUCUCACCCUGGGCCAGCAGGGGGAUACUGUAGAUAGUUAUGCAAAUGAAGGAUCGAAAAGUGACGUUCAGUGAUUGGAUAGUUUUAUAAUGUUGCAACAGUUACAAUUGUUCUGUAGCUCUUAUGUAAGCAGGCUGACUGAGCUCCUCAGUUUAGUUCUGUUCCAGCUUACAAAAUAAAGAGCUGCUUCGGAGAAAUCGCUGUGUCGACUGCUAUGUCAACCCACAACUUAACAUAUACCAACAUGCAUAUGGUGGAUUGCAGUAGCAGCUCCCCUCCCUAUAUAAGUCUUUAAGGCUAGGAUGGGAGGUCUGUAGCCUUUGAUGUGACUUUGAUUCCCAUCAGCUCCAGCCAGCAAUGCCAAUAGAGGGAAUAGGGCUUGUAGUCCAGCAACAUCUGGAGGGCACUAGGAGUAAUGGUUAGAGUGUUGGACUAUGACCUAGGAGACCAGGGUUUGAACCCCCACUCAGCCAUGAUGGUGACCUUGGGCCAGCAACCAUCUCUUAGCCUAACCUACCUCACAGGGUUGUUGUGAGGAAUAAAUGGGGAGGAAGAAAAAACAUAUACACCACCUUGAGUCCUUGGAAAAUAAAGGUGACAUAUAAAGGAAAGGAAAUAAAUAAAUAUGCCAUUAUUUACAGAUGACAGACCUCGAUUAA
This is a messenger RNA of Podarcis lilfordi (Lilford's wall lizard), 39160 nucleotides long. The record is from the annotation of a GenBank genome assembly. Lineage: Eukaryota; Metazoa; Chordata; Lepidosauria; Squamata; Lacertidae.